Molecule: messenger RNA, 672 nt
Organism: Eruca vesicaria subsp. sativa (arugula)
Lineage: Eukaryota; Viridiplantae; Streptophyta; Magnoliopsida; Brassicales; Brassicaceae
Source: the annotation of a GenBank genome assembly
GGUUAUUAUGGCAGUUCGAUUUAACGGUCUAAUUUUCGGUUAAGCACCCUCUCGCUUGAAUAUCUCUAGAAGACAAACCACUGCGUGCAUUAUACGAAGUUUCUCCACUUCAUUUCUCAAAUCGAGGAGAGAUGAUUGCUUGACGACGACUUACACCGUUCUCGCCUCGAUCUUUACCUUUUUGUUUGGUCAAAAGUAAGUUAAGAGAGAAGGAUGUCGACUCCUGCGAGGAAGAGACUGAUGAGGGAUUUCAAGAGGUUGCAGCAAGACCCUCCUGCUGGGAUUAGUGGUGCUCCUCAAGACAACAACAUCAUGCUCUGGAAUGCUGUUAUAUUUGGGCCUGAUGACACCCCUUGGGAUGGAGGUACUUUCAAACUCUCACUGCAGUUUUCAGAAGAUUACCCAAACAAACCACCAACUGUUCGGUUUGUUUCACGGAUGUUCCAUCCAAACAUUUAUGCUGAUGGGAGUAUAUGCUUGGACAUCCUCCAAAACCAGUGGAGUCCUAUCUAUGAUGUCGCUGCUAUACUUACCUCCAUUCAGUCACUGCUCUGUGAUCCUAAUCCGAAUUCUCCUGCGAAUUCCGAAGCUGCACGAAUGUUCAGCGAAAGCAAACGUGAGUAUAACAGAAGAGUCCGUGAGGUUGUGGAACAAAGCUGGACUGCAGACUAG